AUGGAUCUGCACCAAAGCACCACCAUCACCUUCCUUGAGAAAUGGUGUUUGGAUGAGUCACUGUCUGGCUGCAGGAGGCAUUAUAAUGUCAGGAAAAAACUGAAGUUAAUUCGAAUCUUGGGCCUUUUCAUGGGCCUGGUAGCCAUUAGCACUGUCUCACUUUCAAUCAGUGCCUUUUCUGAGACAGACACACAGAGCACAGGAGAGGCCAGUGUUAGUGGCCCUAAGGUAGCACACAGUUACCAUCAAAGAACUCUCUUAGAUUUAAAUGACAAGAUUCAGGAUUAUACUCCACAGCCACCUCAUUCUCAGGAAGGCAAAUCUGAGAAUAGUACAGAUCAUGCCCAAGGAGACUAUCCUAAAGACAUCUUUUCCCUUGAAGAGAGAAGAAAGGGUGCCAUUAUUCUCCAUGUCAUUGGAAUGAUCUACAUGUUCAUAGCCUUAGCCAUUGUCUGCGAUGAAUUCUUUGUUCCUUCUUUGACUGUCAUCACUGAAAAACUGGGCAUCUCUGAUGAUGUGGCUGGAGCCACCUUUAUGGCUGCGGGGGGGUCAGCCCCAGAACUUUUCACAUCUCUCAUAGGGGUAUUUAUUGCUCAUAGCAACGUUGGCAUAGGCACAAUCGUAGGUUCAGCAGUGUUCAAUAUCCUCUUUGUUAUUGGCAUGUGUGCUCUGUUUUCUAGAGAAAUCUUAAACCUGACAUGGUGGCCACUCUUUCGGGAUGUGUCCUUCUACAUCAUUGACUUGAUCAUGCUGAUCAUAUUUUUCCUGGAUAAUUUUAUCAUGUGGUGGGAAAGCUUGCUUCUCUUAACAGCUUAUUUUGGCUAUGUGGUUUUCAUGAAAUUCAACGUCCGAGUAGAAAGAUGGGUGAAGCAAAUGAUACAUCGCAAUAAAGUCGUCAAGGUGACAGCACCAGAAGCCCAAGCAAAGUCAUCUGCAACCAGGGACAAGGAUGAACCGGCUCUACCGGCUAAGCCGCGUCUCCAGCGAGGUGGAAGCUCUGCCUCCCUCCACAACAGUCUCAUGAGGAACAGCAUCUUCCAGCUCAUGAUACACACCCUUGACCCACUCGCCGAAGAACUUGGAUCAUAUGGAAAACUAAAAUAUUAUGACACAAUGACUGAAGAAGGAAGGUUCCGAGAAAAGGCUUCAAUUCUCCACAAGAUUGCCAAGAAGAAAUGCCAGGUGGAUGAGAACGACAGGCAGAAUGGGGCUGCCAAUCACGUGGAAAAAAUCGAACUCCCGAACAGCACGAGCACAGAAGUUGAAAUGACAACACCCAGUGAUGCUUCGGAACCUGUACAAAACGGAAAUCUCUCCCACAGCAUUGAAGCCGCAGGAGCGCAGACGGCUGAGGAGGAGGAGGACCAGCCUCUCAGCCUGGCCUGGCCUUCCAGUUCCCGCAAGCAAAUCACAUACCUGAUCGUUUUCCCCAUAGCGUUUCCUCUCUGGAUAACCUUACCUGACGUUCGCAAACCUUCGUCGAGGAAGUUUUUUCCCAUCACAUUCUUCGGCUCCAUCACCUGGAUCGCAAUAUUCUCUUACCUGAUGGUCUGGUGGGCACACCAGGUUGGAGAGACAAUUGGCAUUAGUGAAGAGAUUAUGGGUCUGACCAUCUUGGCUGCUGGGACCUCCAUCCCUGACCUUAUCACCAGUGUCAUUGUGGCCCGGAAGGGGCUGGGGGACAUGGCCGUGUCCAGCUCUGUUGGAAGCAACAUUUUUGACAUCACUGUAGGGCUCCCACUGCCCUGGCUCCUGUACACCGUCAUUCACAGAUUCCAGCCGGUGGCGGUCAGCAGCAAUGGCCUCUUCUGUGCCAUCGUCCUCCUCUUCAUCAUGCUGCUCUUCGUCAUCCUCUCCAUUGCCCUCUGCAAAUGGCGGAUGAACAAAGUGCUGGGCUUCAUCAUGUUCGGCCUCUACUUUGUGUUCCUGGUGAUCAGCGUCCUCCUAGAAGACAGAAUUCUUGUGUGCCCUGUCUCCAUCUAG
Cynocephalus volans (Philippine flying lemur) is the source of this 1983-nucleotide messenger RNA. It is a transcript of the gene SLC24A2, whose product is annotated as solute carrier family 24 member 2. The coding region runs from base 1 to 1983 and encodes 660 amino acids. NCBI's taxonomy places the organism in Eukaryota, Metazoa, Chordata, Mammalia, Dermoptera, Cynocephalidae. The record is from RefSeq and is a predicted model, not a curated record. The transcript is spliced from 10 exons. Gene Ontology annotation, cellular component: plasma membrane. Gene Ontology annotation, biological process: intracellular calcium ion homeostasis; calcium ion transmembrane transport. Gene Ontology annotation, molecular function: calcium channel activity; calcium, potassium:sodium antiporter activity.